Molecule: messenger RNA, 444 nt
Organism: Quercus lobata
Lineage: Eukaryota; Viridiplantae; Streptophyta; Magnoliopsida; Fagales; Fagaceae
Exons: 1
Coding region: 1-444 (147 amino acids)
Source: RefSeq, a predicted model, not a curated record
AUGGAGGUCCAACCAGUUUUAAGCUUUUCUGAUAAGGACAAAGUUGGAACCUUGCAGCCACAUGAUGAUGCCCCAAUAGUUACUCUCAGGAUAGGAGGGUAUGACAUGAAAAGGAUGCUGGUAGAUCAGGGUAGUGGUGCAGAGAUCAUGUACCCUAACCUAUUUAAGAGGCUGAAGCUGAGGCCGGAGAACCUAACCUGCUAUGACUCUCCCCUGAUAGGGUUUAAUGGGAAGAUUGUAUUUCCGAAGGGCCAAGUUAGACUGCCUGUUCAAGCAGGGUUAAAUGUCAUGGAAGUGAACUUCAUCAUGGUAAAUGCCUACUCGCCCUAUACUGCCAUUGUGACAAGACAAUGGCUUCACGCCAUGGGGGCCGUGUCUUCCACUCUGCACUUGAAGGUAAAGUAUUCGUCAAGGGAUCAAGUCGAGGAAUUAGUUGGGAGCUAA